This is a messenger RNA of Debaryomyces hansenii CBS767, 1527 nucleotides long. RefSeq lists its product as uncharacterized. Gene Ontology annotation, molecular function: L-serine O-acetyltransferase activity; homoserine O-acetyltransferase activity. Gene Ontology annotation, biological process: L-homoserine metabolic process. The record is from RefSeq and is a predicted model, not a curated record. The transcript has a single exon. NCBI's taxonomy places the organism in Eukaryota, Fungi, Ascomycota, Pichiomycetes, Serinales, Debaryomycetaceae. The coding region runs from base 1 to 1527 and encodes 508 amino acids.
AUGGUGGUUAAUAUAAGACCUAUUUCCAGGAUAUUUCAGGGGGCUCUGAGAGUCAAGAGAACAGACGGUAUUCUUAGAAGUAAUUUUUCAACUGCAUUGGUCGGCCUUUCACCUACGCCAACUUCGAAGAAACUUCAAGGAUCAAAUCCCCAACUAUCAUUUCCUUGUCUCGACAAGUUAGAGAAGAAAACAGAGCUUCUUAGUUCUAAUAAAUCUUGCAGCGAUCAAAGUCUAAACUCGUUAAAAGGAGGUCCGGAACCGUCCUACUCUAAGGUGCUUACCGGAUUUAAAGUUUAUAAAUCUGAUAAACCUAUUUUUUUUGACAAUGGUGGAUAUUUGCCAGAGUAUGAAAUAGCGUAUGAAACAUGGGGAGAAUUGAACGAAGAUAAGAGUAAUGCGAUCUUGAUCCAUACUGGGUUGUCGGCAUCUUCGCACGCUAAAUCACAACCUGAUAAUACUAAACCAGGGUGGUGGGAGGAUUUUAUUGGUCCAGGAAAGAACUUAGAUACUGAUAAGUACUUUGUAAUCUGUACCAACGUCUUAGGUGGCUGUUAUGGAUCGACUGGUCCAUCGUCGAAAGACCCUGCAAAUAACGAUUAUUAUGGUACACGUUUUCCAAUUGUAACAGUGAAUGAUAUGGUGAGAGCCCAACGGGAAUUAAUAUAUAAUGAGCUUAAAAUUAGAAAACUUUAUGCUUCGGUCGGUGCAUCGAUGGGUGGAAUGCAAUCUUUGGCGUAUGCCUGGGAAUUCCCUGAUGAAGUUAACAAAAUUAUAUCUAUUAGUGGUUGUGCUAGAUCGCAUCCAUAUUCUAUAGCCUUACGUCAUACACAAAGACAGGUCCUAAUGAGUGACCCUAACUGGAAUAGAGGUUUCUACUACGAAAAAGUCCCUCCUCACAUAGGUAUGAAAUUAGCUAGAGAAAUUGCUACUGUUACGUAUCGUUCCGGUCCUGAAUGGGAAUAUAGAUUUGGAAGAAAUAGAGCAGAUGACUCUAAACCAGCAGCUUUAUGUCCUGAUUUCUUGGUGGAAACAUACCUUGAUCAUGCUGGAGAGAAGUUCUGUUUGGAAUAUGACGCUAACUCGUUGUUGUAUGUCCUGAAGGCAAUGGACUUGUUUGAUUUAAGUCAGACUAAUAGAGAAAGAGCUCGCAAACAGAGAGAAAUAGCCGAAGAGAAGUAUAAUGCUGCUAAGUCUGGUUCCAAUGAAACUGGCACUUCUAUUCCUAAAGUACCGUAUCAGGAAAAAAAGGAAGCUGCGACUACGACUCCAGAAGAAUCUUUGGAAGACUUACGUAAGGGUAUCAGCAAAAUUGCUAACAAAGAUAUAUUGGUUAUUGGUGUUGAGUCUGAUAUACUCUUCCCAGUUUGGCAACAACGUGAAAUUGCUAAUGUAUUAAGGGACGCAAAUAGUGGUGGUAAAAUCGAAUACUUUGAACUAGGUACCGAUGUUAGUAAUUACGGGCAUGAUACGUUCCUUUUAAGUUUAGAUCAUAUAGGCGAACCAGUUAAAAAAUUCUUGAUGCAUUAG